This is a messenger RNA of Linnemannia hyalina, 1698 nucleotides long. NCBI's taxonomy places the organism in Eukaryota, Fungi, Mortierellomycota, Mortierellomycetes, Mortierellales, Mortierellaceae. The record is from the annotation of a GenBank genome assembly.
AUGCCUCUCAACCAUAAUGACCACUUUGUAGUUAACGCUGCCGACCCGGCUUCCUCACGGCGGCAAAUCAUCGAAUUCAAGUUGUCCGAGGAGGCCCUGGAAGAGAUUCUGAACGGCAACGAAUCCAUCCGAUUGGACUUGAAUCAUGCCAAAUUGCUCGUCGGGAACACGCCGUACGACUUCAACCAUAUGCCAGGGAUCAACAACAUUGAGCUCCUGUCCAUGUUUGCAUUGAAAGCAAAAUCGGCAACGGGAAGACGCGGUCAAUCGCCACCACGCUCAGAGCCUCCAGUGCCGACAGCAACCGCGGCAGCAGCAGCGGCGGCAGCAGCGACAUCAGGAACGAUAGUACCGCUUAGAACACGCAUCAUACAGCUCAUAGCGCAACAUCCUCGUGGGGCAGAAGAGAGGGAGCUCAUGAGGAUGUUGAAAGUCGGCCUGGAGGACUUGCAAUCUAUCCUGUCAUCUGUUGCCAACUACUCUGGGGGACGGUACGUUUUGAGGCCGGAGACGUAUAAGGAAGUCAAGAUUCACGACUGGAAGAACUAUUCGGCCAAGCAGCGGGAUAUUGUGAUCAACAACGCGAUCGCGGCAUUUGAUAUGCUGGGUCUGCCAGCAGACGCACCCGAACGGGAUAUUCUCCGGCCGGAAAUGAUUAAGCGGACAAGUCCACAUCGUGUUGCUGAGGGCAAUCAUGCCGGAAAUAUGGAUACUGGGUCAAAGUGGCGCUCAGGUGGAGGAGGCGCAGGUUCGGAGUCGGAAAGUUUCGAGAACGGCAGGAUACAUCACAGCGGCAGUGGGAGCUCAUUGAAACCUCCAAGCACACAGAAGAGGACCUCAGCCAAGAAGUCGCCCGGGACUACCACGGCAUCAUCCUUAUCGAGCAAGAUCAAGAGUGGAGGCAAAGGCACUGGUAGUUCAAGUACGACCAAGACGAGCCGAAGAGAGAAGGCGGCGGCGGCAGCGGCAAUCAUGGAUUCGGUGCGGAAUCUCAGUGCUGUUGGAUCAUCAACACCUUCAAGCUCCUUGAAGCCGCCGACAGUCGGAGGAACACCAGGGGCGGCAAGCUCGCCCACCAUUGCGGGAAGGAGGCCGUCAGUCAACGGGAAUGGUCUACCGCCGGUUCCAAGACGAGGAUCAGAAGCGAAAAAGUCUGGCGCGAGUAACAAGGAUUCUGGCGGCGUCGGCAAUGGAUACAAGAUUCCUAAAGUCAGCUCUGGGACGAUAGCAAGGAAGCCUCAGAGUCCAAGUUUCACGGUGCCACCGAUUACGACGCAGGCAGAGUAUGAGGAAAUCUCACGGCAGUUCAAGGUGAAAUACAAGGAUAUGCUAUCGCUGCGGGCGCAGAUUGACAAAAAGAAGGAAUUGUUUGACCAACUGGGUGCUGAGCUCGAGCAUGCGGCAGGGACGGAUCGGGAAAUGGAGUUGAAGCGGAAAGUGCAGGAGGCGUUUGGGGAGGAUGUGGUAGACCGCAAGGUGUUGCGUCGGACAGGGGAGCCACGGAAUGGGGUCAGUGCGAAGCGGGCAGCAGAGGCGAUCGCUGAGCAGAACAAUCACCUGAGUCUUCGGACGCUAGUGGAUCGGUACAAGACUCUGCACAACGAGGUGGAUACGAUGAAGCGAGCUCUUUGUGAAGCGGGAGCAGCGCAGGCCGAGCGAACUGGACAGAGUGAGCAUGGUUCUGGCGGGGGAGGCUAA